AUGGAUAGUAUUAAAGGUGCAAAAAGCUUAAACGGUAAAACAAAGAAGAAACAGGACAGCAGAAGACCUGCCAUAAAAGCCAUCAAAAGGCCUACUGUGCAGAUUUUCAACUACGGAGAGGCGAGAGAGACAAGCCUCGGGCAGGAGCAGGAGAGUCGAUGGACUAUAAAAGGCGUGAGUGAGGCCCUUGGACGCCACACGCCCUCCCUGCAGCCGCUGCUCGAGAACCACUUCCUUGACCCAAAGUUUUGGCACGAGAAUGGCGAAAUAGGUCAUGAUUCAGACGAGGAAUUCCCAGCUGCCAUUCCACACACAGACUUCGACAUGGCCGGCGGACGCGCUCGCUCUCCCUCGGGACUCCUGCUUCGCCUGAGCCUCUUGCUGGUCCUGCUGGCGUGCUCCUCCUCGCCCGCCUCGUCCUCGAGCCUUCCCGCCCUUGAGGCCGUAUCCCCGAGGGCGGAGGAUGGUGCUCAGGUGGCGCUGCACCUGGUCAAGCGCCAGGCGACAGGUCUGGCCAGCAGCGAGGAGGCGGCGCUGCUGGCGCUGCUCGACCUCGUCCCCCGCGCCGACCGACGCUCCGCCGCCUCCAUGCUCGACCGCCUCUUCACCACGCUCGACCUCAACGAAGACGGGCUGAUCGACUCGCGGGAGUUCGAGACCGUCCUCAGGCUGGUCGCCACCAUGAACCGCCACCCCUCCUUCGUCUGAGCCUCCUGCCCCCAUCGACCUCAGGCCCGACCCAUGCCGAC
Molecule: messenger RNA, 749 nt
Organism: Penaeus indicus
Lineage: Eukaryota; Metazoa; Arthropoda; Malacostraca; Decapoda; Penaeidae
Exons: 6
Coding region: 1-708 (235 amino acids)
Molecular function (GO): calcium ion binding
Source: RefSeq, a predicted model, not a curated record